AUGAAGAGCGUUGAAAAUGACGAUGACUCAGCCUUGCAAGGAAAUGAAGUAAAGGAAGAAGUUGUAAAUCAGUACAUCCUAAAUAAACUGAACUUAAUUUUUAACAACAAUAUUAAGUCCAUAUCACAUGAGGAUAAAAACAAUGAAGAAGAAAGUGAAAGAGAAAAGUACAGGAGAGAAGACACCACCUCGAACAAUGACAUUAGCAGCACGAAAGUAGGAACGGAGAAAAAUGGUCCACUAAGCAAAAAAAAUAGCUCAGUAAAUAUCAUCGAAAGGAAUAACACCAAUGUUGUGGAUGUGUGUAGUAAGAAUAACCAUGAUAAAGGGGGUAGCAAUACAACACCAGGGGGGGAAAAAAGCAUUUUGAGUGUCUCCAAUACGCACAGUAACAACGUGAGCGAAAAGAACAAUUUGAACAUUGUUGACAUAAGGGACAUGCACGUUUUGGAAAAUAACUCCUUAAGUAAUUCACUGGAGAAAGACAUUUUAAUGCAUAAUGGUGGCCAGGCGAAGAGGGAAAAUACCCUCGAAAAAGCCAACACCAUAAGUAUUAACGACCUGUUUAAGCUAAACUCAGAGGCAUAUCUUAACAUUGACAGCUCGCUGAAGAAAGGAAAUCUCAGCGAAAUUCUAACAAACGAAAAUAACCUUAACUUGUACAGUCAAUUAAACAAUGCAAGCAGUCUCAUCAGCAACAGUAUCGUAAAAAAGAACGAACGAUGGAAGAGAUACAUUAAAUGCAUUGAACCGUUUUUAGAUGUCCAUACGAUUAUCAAUUUAAGUCAAACGUGUAAAUUCUUUUACAAAAGGAAAUAUAAAGUAUGGCAUAAUAGGUUAAUAUUUAACAGCUAUCUAGGGUAUAACCCUAGGGUGCUCUACGAGUAUGUUUUUCCCAGAAUAUACAAGCACAUUCACAGAUCGGUUAGGAGAAGACUUUGUCUAGAUUUCACCAUGUGUACUUUAAUAAAAGACAUAACCGUAGCUAAUGUGCUGAACCAAAUUUACAAUUUCGAUUCGUUAAAUACGAAGCAUUUAUUUAUAUAUAAUUUACAAGAAAUUUAUUUUGACUUUUGUCAUCACCUGACGGAUAAGACUUUGGAAGUUUUGGCGCAGACCAGGUUGCCCUCCUUGAAAACGCUAAGUAUAAAAUGUGUUCGUAACAAAUAUUUAACCUGUGCCCCCUUAACAGUUAUGUUGAGGAAAAAUAGAUGGCCAGUGUUUACCAACUUUAUUUGUUCCUUUUCCAAUGCAUGGCUAGAACCCAUUUUUAUAAUGGCCAAUUUUAUUAUCAACCGAGCCAACAAUCAGAACCAUCUGAUUUAUCACAAGUUGAAGAACUUACGUAAGACGUUAGAGACGAUGAAAAAUUUUGACAACUCCAUCGUUUCUUCUUCUGCUCAUGAAGAUUGCAACCGCAGAAUUAUUAACGAAAGUAGCAGUUACAAUUUUAUGAGUUUGCAAACCUGUGUGGAUGGCAGUAGCAGCAUGGAUAGGUCAAACGUUGCAGAGGAGGUCUGCACGCAUGCGAACAACCAUGCGGCGUGCAGUGGUGUAUGUACUGCCGGGUCCCCAAACGAGUGCAUCAACACCUCUAGCAACAAUGUGUACAGCCGCAGUCGUGACCAGGACCGCAGCCGAAAUGUUGGUAGUAAGAAAAAACUGAAGUCUGUGCUGAAUAGCGAAACAGAGUGCAGUAUCAGCCAAUCCGAAACGAAUAACAACUUUAGCAUUUUUAACAAUUUUUUCUAUAAUACUAUUAAGCACUUUGGCUAUUCUUCGAAGAUGCAGAAUGGCCUUCCCCACCCGGAUUAUAGCACCUAUGCGAAGAGUUCCCCGCAGAGCCGAAAAGACGAUCUGCAGGUUCCGGCGGCUAGUUCGAAGCCACAAGGCAGCGUAGUUAGCAGUGGUAUCGGAAUGAGUAGCAGCUACGGUGGACACACGCACGGCAAGUACGGGGGGAAGAACUCGACCACCGCAGAUCCCAACCAAAGUGGAAGCAACACCCCCCAACCGCAUGAAGGGCACGACCAGGAGCACCACGAACGGGCACAUCAUCAUCAUGCACAUCAUGAACAGUCCCACCAUAAUUACCCCCACCAUGAUCGUCUACACCAUAGCCGCACGAAGCAUUUUGGCGCACACGAGAAGAAGGAUAUAUUUGAUGAGUUCCUCUCGGGUGAAUAUUCCGCAGCGUGCAGUAACGAGAAGAGCAGCCCCGUGUACGAACCGGAAAAUAGCACCUGCACGAUGAAGCACGAAUGUAAAGGAACGGACGGCAAGUGCCUGAAGAGGGAAGAAGAGGAUGACAGUUACAACAUCGAAGAGAGGGGACACGUGGGAGAGGCUCAUCAGAACGGUCACAAGAAUGGAGGUAGGAUCUGUUGCGAGGGAAGGCAGACUAAUGAAAAUAGCAAGAGGAAGAACGACGAGAAGGGGUUUUCCGAAAAUGUGGAGGAAGAAAUAAAAAUAAGAAAAGUAAGAGAAGGGGAGGAGAAUCGGAAUGAGAAAAGGAUUGACAAUGAGAGGAGAAGCGGGGACCCCCAGGUGAAUAACCCAAGUGAUAGAAAAGAGGACAAAAGAAGUCACAAAAGGUACGAGGAUGGUGAAGAAACUGAUGAGCAAUUGCACGAAAGUAAUAGUGUAAGCCAUGCCGAGGAGAAGCACGCAUCAAAGGAUGCACAUGAUGCAGAAAAAAAAAACCAUAAGAAGAAAAAAUUGGAAAAGAAAAAUUUCUAUGAAAGUAAAAAAAGUAACCAAAAUGGAAGUAAUAAAAAGUCCAAAGUGUUAACAGCAGAAAAUAUUUUCUGCAUGAAUAUUCUACACAACAAUGUUAACACGUUUGAUGAGGAGGAAGAGGACAGUGACGAAGAUGACGCUGAAAAUGAGGAAGAGAAAAAUUUGAACAAAUGCCGAUGUAAUGGAAAGAGCUGUAUAUACACCACAGAAGAAAUAAAUUUCAAAUGUAAAUGUGAAGAUUGCCCUUUUUCCAAGGGGUAUAAAAAUUUAAUAUCCGUGGAUGACCCAUAUAUUCAGUCACAUUUUGUACAACCCAAUUUGGAUAUCUUGGGCUCAUGGGGAAGUAAAUGCUUCCUCGAAAGUAUAGGACUGGAUAUUUACGUCAAAGGGUACAGUGUAGCGUUGAAAAAUGAAAAUAUAAAAAUAUGUGUAAAGUUAAGUAAAAAGAUACAAGAAGAAUUGUACGAUCUGAGUAAGAGUGAGAAAUAUAAAAACAAUAAUUUGGUAUACCUGCUCAGAGAUAAGGGAAGUGAACUACUAUCCAACACUCCGUUAACCAUCGAAACGGAUGAAAACAGAGGAAUUGACAUUUGGACGCUGCCUAUAUCGCUCGCCAUUAGUAAAAGAAAUAGAUACCUCUUCUACUUGGUUCUAAAAGGAGGGGCCAAAAUUGACAUUUGGGAUUAUUUAGGGAAAUCCCCCUUGUACAUCGCGUGCGAAAAUGAAUCCAAGGAGUUCGUUGAAGUCUUGCUAGAAGAGAGGAGGAAGCGGAAGAAGAAAAAUAAUAUCAUCCAGUAUAGCUAUAAGAACUCUGCUACGAUGGACCGUGAAGGAUCCCUUGCGGAGGCUGCCAAUAGUAGUAUCGAAGCAUGGGUGAACGACCGAGGUCAGGGUGCAUCUCCCCCAGCCAGUAUGGAAAUGGAGAAAAAUGCCCCCAAGGAGGGAAAUUCACCAGAGGAAGGCGCCACCGAAAAGGGGAACUCCCUUGACAGGGCAAACAACGUUGAUAAGGGAAACUCACUCGAAAAUCAAACCUCAAACGAUGCGGAUUUAACUUCGUGGGAAGGAACAAAAAAAAAUAACGACAAUUGUAACACGAUUUGUGUGAGUCCCUACGGAAACACAUGUGACAGUUAUUAUGUGACCUUCCCCAUAGACAUAGAAAAUGGAUACAUCCCUCUGAACAUCGCCAUUAAGAAGAAAAAUUUCUCUAUCGUAAAUUCGCUAGUAAAAAAUGGAGAAAAUUUGAAUAUCAUUUGUCCCUUCGUGAGGGAUUAUAAGUCCCCCCUAUACCUUGCCUGCGAGAAUAACAUAAGUGAAAUUAUACAGCUACUACUAGAAAAUAAAGCCAACCCAAACUGGUGCUACCAUAACAAAUUCACCCCCAUUUUGCUUGCCUACAAUUUGAACAAAGCUUGGGUGAAUCAUUUUAUUGAUGCCGGGGCAGGAGAAAAACCUUGUGACAGACACAUUUUAACUGAAGUCCUGUCGUGCGCAAUUUUUAAAAAUGACCUAUCAACUGUGCAGUUGUUGUUGAAAAAGUACCCACAGCUGCUACAGAAGGAACAUAAUUUAUGGUCCCUACCAUUUAUCCAGGCGUCCAAAUUGGAGAGAGUAAACAUAUUAAAAUAUUUGCACACACUGAAGAAGGAAAUUAUUAACCAGCUGGAUUCAAAUAGUGUGUUGUCUCCAAUUCAUGCUGCCGCGGAGGAGGGGAAUUUAGAAAUUUUAAAAUUUCUACUUGAAAAUAAUGUAAAUAUAAACCUAACAAAUAAGUACCACCAAAAUGCUUUGCAUAUCGCUUGUUUGGAAAAUCAGGAAAAGGUUGUCCAACUUUUGCUAACAAAUAACAUAGACGUGAACUGUAAGGACAACAUAAAUGGGGAGUGCCCCCUAAUGAUAUGCAUCCGAACAAGGAAUGAAAUUCUAGCACAUCAUAUUCUUAACGAAGGGAAAAAUAUUAAUUACAACCUUACCAAUAUUCACGGAGAAACUUCCCUCAUAUAUUCCAUCUUUUACGGCCUCUACGAUAUUGCGGAUGUUCUAAUGACCAGAGGAGCGGACGUCUCUGUCAGGGACAUCAAUGGAGACAAAUCGUACAACGUCGCAUGUGAGAGGGUGCUAUCCCACAGGACUUGCAAAAAAGUACUGAAGAAAUUUCUCAAACUGUACAGGUCACAAAAUAAAAACUUCCUUCCCAAGAAAAAUAAAAUUAACAAAAAAAAUAAAUUCUACCAGUCGUACCAAAGCAUCAACCAGAGCUUCCUCAGCAUCUUCCGUAUCAAAAAGGAGAAAAAGAAGAAAAAGCCCCAGUCGCCGUAUGGCGCUGAAAAUGAUGAGGGCGUCCUUCCCUAG
Plasmodium coatneyi is the source of this 5094-nucleotide messenger RNA. RefSeq lists its product as uncharacterized. The coding region runs from base 1 to 5094 and encodes 1697 amino acids. Lineage: Eukaryota; Apicomplexa; Aconoidasida; Haemosporida; Plasmodiidae. The record is from RefSeq and is a predicted model, not a curated record. The transcript has a single exon. Gene Ontology annotation, biological process: negative regulation of delayed rectifier potassium channel activity; neuronal action potential. Gene Ontology annotation, cellular component: synapse; membrane; axon initial segment. Gene Ontology annotation, molecular function: transmembrane transporter binding.